CGGCGCUGGGCUUGCAGGGUCGCCAGACUGAACCUGCGUCAGGCACCUACAGAUAUUAAUACCGACUCAAUUCUCUAGCCACAUCUUCGACAAUCCCUUUACUUAUCGGUGAUGAGACGGUAGCUAGUUGUCCUUCUUGAUCCAUAUCGUUUCUCCCUACCUUCAUACAAGACACCCGCACCAUGACGAGAACCACGCCCCCAGAUUACUACGCAAUCCUAGAGGUCUCAGAGAAGGCCUCUGCCGCCCAGAUUCGAGAUGCGUAUAAACGGGCUGCCCUGAAGACGCACCCCGAUCGUGUCGCCAACAAUUCCCCGGAGCGAGAGCAGAGGACCCGACGCUUCCAGCUUGUCAAUGACGCCUACUACACCCUCUCAGAUCCCACCAGGCGAGCAGAAUACGACAUCCAACGAACAUCUUACCGCCGUCCGACAGCCUCCGACCCCUUCGCAGAAGCAGAGGAGGACACCUCGGGACAGAGCUUCUACUCGUGGGCAUGGGAACACUUUGCGAACGGGGCAGGCCGCGAGGAGGCGGAAAAUGCCCAAUUCAGCGACGCCUUCGAGGAGAUGAUGCGAGACGAGGGAUUCGCUGCGGACGGGACGCCGAUCCAGCAGCCGGGCACCUCAACCAUGUGGGGCAUGGUCGGUGCAGUCAGUGGCGGCGCGCUGGGCUUCAUCGUGGGCAACGUGCCCGGGCUGCUUGCCGGAGCGGUGGCCGGUAAUCGCUUGGGAGCCAUCCGGGAUACCAGGGGGAAGAGCGUGUAUGAGGUCUUCCAGGAACUUCCUCAAGGCGAUAAGGCAAGGUUGUUGAGCCAGCUGGCUGCAAAGGUGUUUAGCCAUGUUACCAGCUGAUGAGGAUGGCUCAAGCAAUGCCUAAUUGGAGGGAGUUCUGGCCUUCCUUUUCUUAUAUCACGAGGAUACGCUACGAGACGAUGGAAACGACCCCUACCUGCCAGUCGCCAGUGUACGUUUGCAAACGAGGCAGAAGAUACGCAAACCGGAACAAUACCAAUUAGUUAGU
Trichoderma citrinoviride is the source of this 1023-nucleotide messenger RNA. RefSeq names its product DnaJ-domain-containing protein. Lineage: Eukaryota; Fungi; Ascomycota; Sordariomycetes; Hypocreales; Hypocreaceae. Bases 183 to 854 code for a protein of 223 amino acids. The transcript has 6 exons. The record is from RefSeq and is a predicted model, not a curated record.